UCCACUCAUUUAUUUAGCCACACGACUAUAUCAAAAAUGCCGAAACGUUUGGCCGUGAUUCUCGGCAGUCUCCGGCCUACAUCCUCACCUAAAUGCGUUUUCUCCGACGAGCAUAUGACAAUGUACGUCACGUGGCUCCAGCAAACGUGCAAACUCAACGUCGACGCUUCAAAUGCGCCAUUCCCCAAUGCACGGGAAUUCAACGCUUUUAUAAGAGCGCAAGGGCCAAGAUACCCGCAAGCGCGUUCUCACUGUCAGCACACGCGACACCCGAACGACCAAUUUUCAAAGGAAUAUUGCCCCGUGUGCCUUUUCCAAAUCCACACUAAUUACAUCAAAUUCAUCAACGUGGCUUGGGAGCGUAUAGGCGGUCCAUGGAAACAGACCGAGGCAGACGAAGAAUACGCGCAGGUCGGACGAGCCCACCACUUUGCUCGAAUGGAACUUGCAAAUCAUAUGGUCCAAGUGGAUGCGCUAGCUGAGCAGGAACGAGCAUGGAACGCACAAAAUCCAAAGGUGGAGACGAGCGGCGCAUAUUCUCACUCCCGGGUACAAGAAAUGUAUCGCGAGUGGCUGCAUCUUACCUCCGCGCCGGAAACGAAGCGCAGUCCCCCGAAGAAAGUCACUUGGACAGACGACACGAAGGAGUAUACACGACGGUCCGGCCCUGAUGAAAUGGACUGGGAAUACAAUGCAUGA
Periconia digitata is the source of this 699-nucleotide messenger RNA. NCBI's taxonomy places the organism in Eukaryota, Fungi, Ascomycota, Dothideomycetes, Pleosporales, Periconiaceae. The record is from the annotation of a GenBank genome assembly.